UUUCUCUCGUUCCGCUGUGCGUUGGGCUUAAGAGUAAACUCGUGUUUUGAACUGUCAAUUUGUCGCGUCGGAUUAAAACCAAGCCUUCGACUAAAUCCCUCCUCAUUGACAGACUGGACACAUAAGGGCAGGUUGGAGAUCCAUUUAGCAGAUAGUCUCUUAAGCUCCUCGACAGGUGUAAGUUGUAAUGAAUGUCUGUCCUGGUAUGGGUUAACUCGCAGUGUACUCGCAGUGUAGACUUAUGUGGUCAUUUAUGGUGUAAACUGACCCUUUCGAUGGCUUAGUGCUGUCUGGGUGAUUUCUAUGAACUUUGACUGUCGGGCCCCUGUAGACUGAAACAUACCCAGACACUUAUUCUCAGCAAGAACAGUUUUUUUUUUCCUUUCCAUUUUUAGAAAGUAGAGUUUGACUAAAUUUUACCACAAGAAUGUUACAGAAGCCAGUCCUCACUUCCCUAUUUACAGAACUGGACAAAAAGGGGACAUCCCCAGUUGGACUUGUUAUAUCAACUCAGAAGCAGUUGUAUAAAUGUUGAAAUUGAACAUUGCAUUGUUAGAGCAGGCUCUAGUAGUUCAUAUAAGGUGCAGCAGUAGUUAAAGAGAAGAGGACUCUGUACAUGUAGGUCAGUAGUAGAAUGUAGCCUACGUGACUUUGAGAGAAACAAACCACGUUAUCAUUGAGAGUCCAAACUUAGCAAGAGAGUGAACACAUAGAAGCAUUCUUAAAGUGUGGGAUGGGUCGAAUGCUUGAUGUUUCAUGUGUUUUCAAUUAGCCACACAGGUGGUCACAACCGUAUCAUAGACUGUAGGCUCGAUGUCACUCUUGCAAUGAAUCUUGAGGCCUCCCAUUCACUCUUGUCUUCCAUGACACCAUCCAGCAAAUCUUCAGCUAUGUGCCAAUGUUUUGCUGUGCUGGAGGAUGGAGUGUUGGCACACAACCUGCAGGAACAGGAGAUCGAGCAAUACUAUACCACCAACAUCCAGAAGAACCAGCUGGUGCAGAAUGACAUCCGUGUAGCGAAAAAGAUGCAGAAUGAGGAGGAAGAGGAGCAAGCCCAGCAGAGCACACUCCACAGACAGGCCUCCAGACAACUAGAGGAGGAAGACUUUGAGUACGCCCGUGUAAUUCAGGAGGAGAUCCAGCGUUGUGCUGAGGAGGCCCAGAGGAGGGAGCAGGAAGAUGAGGAAAUAGCUAAAAAAAUGCAGGAAGAGGAGGAGCAGAGAAUCACGAGGAGGAGCAGAGGGCAGGAGGGCCAUCGUGAAGGCAGCGCCAGCGAUCCUGCACUGCCAUCCUCACACCAGCACACACUCAGCAGCCGUCGCCAAGGCGAGGAGCAGUACUCGUCUACCGCCACCAGGUGGCAAUAUCCUACCUCUCACAACCAUUCAGACUUAACUGGGCCUCAGGCUGACUCCCCCAGGGGGGUAGCAGCUCAGAAAAACACAACUUCAUGGUCAAAUCAAGGACACACAGAUUCCAUAAGGGAAACCAGGAGUGAAUUGAGAGAGCGUUUGAGCGAGGAUUCGGAGGACUCGGACACAGUUUUCCAUGAACAGCUCUCUGUCUGGUCCCAGAGACUGAGUGAAAGAUUCAACACGGCGCCUCCUCGAAGGCAGGCAUCUUUACAUCAGCCGCCUGAGAGAAACUACAGAAGUCUUUGCUCUCGCAGCAUCACAGAGGAGGAGAGAGGAGAGUGGAAUGAGGACCAUUAUGAAAAUGGUGACCUAGAGGAGAGGAGGCCUAAGAAUAGGGAUCAGGAAAGGAACCAUAGAGAGGAGUAUGAGGGUUUACACCAGAGCAGAGAUCAGGAUAGAGACUGUAGGUUAGUCGAAGCAAGAGAAAGGCGAUGCAGUCGCAGUGAAUCUGUCAGACUACCUGACAGGAGUAAACACAGCAACAGAGACUUAGCGAGAACCUGGAGUUGUAAGGACAACCCUGACAAACAUGUCCGUUUUCAGGACAACACCAGGAGCUCUCACAGGCGGCAGGAUGAAACCGGAGUCUGGGAGAUGCUGGGCCAGGUGCUCAGAGAGAGGGGCGUGCCUGUGAGGUUAGGCGGCAACGGGGCGCCACUACAAAUAAGGCCUCAAAGCAGAGACAGCCAGGUGCUUCACGGGAGCGAGGUCUCCUGUGGCGACUCCCAACCACAUCAGAGAGUCUUCCAGAGAGCUGCUGCCACCAGGCACAGUUUCCAUGGAGAUAUCAGGGAGAGGAGGAGAUCGUCAUACCAAGAGAACAGCAGGAGAGAUCACAGAGAAGACCGGCAGCGUAGAAAUGUGGAGCAUGACGGAAAGGUUCAUGAGAUUAGUAGUAGAGACUCCUACUUUGCUGAGAGAGAAAGGGGAGGCAGUGCAAGGUGGAAAGAGCACCGAUAUAAUAACGAUGACGAGAGGGAGAGGAAUGCAAACGAUCGCAGGGUCAAGAGGACAACGAGCCAACGCAAGCAUUGGCACAGGACCACGGAAGAAAGGUUAAGCUCAGAGGAGGAGCAGGAGGUGGAGAGAAGAGUAGAGCGGCCCCGUCGAAAACUCUCACAGCGUAGCCAAAGCCUCAGCAGCAGCGGGGCUUCAACCAGCGAUAGGUCGAGGAACGUGGCAGCAGGAGAGUCACUGCAACCAGAGCGUGGCGAGGCAAGCCUGGACCUGGGGGAGCUGCGGCAGGUCCUACAGGAUGAAGAACUGGCUCACAAGCUGCAGGAUGAGGAAGAACAGCUGUUGAGGAGGACUUCCCAGCCCUCUCCGCGUAUUUCUUACCCAGAGGGAGACUUCAGAGUAGCACAAGUGGCACAGGAUGAGGAAAUUGCGCGCUUUAUGCAGAAGCAGGAGGUGAAGUCAAAGCGAAGAUCGCGUGAGCUAGAAGGGCCGGCGUCGUGGCGCGAGCACAGAGCGAUGAUCAGUCACCAUGACAGACGGGCUGCGAGAGACAGACCGGUCCAACGAGAGAGGCUUGACUCGGAGGGCCUUCCUUCCCCCACUGAGGACUGCUCCCCAGACAACCAGCCACCCAGCCCCUUCUCCACUAUACCACAAACCCAGCAGAUCAGAAACAUUGCAGAAGAGCUGGACCCGACCUUCCAGGCCAGGAGACAGGAUACAGAGAGCCUCAGAGUGGGACAAGCAGGGCCAGCCUGUCAGUCACUUCCCGUGCCACAUUCUGGCUUACACGACUCACUCGAGGAGCCUACUUUCAUCCCACCCACAAAACGGCAAACAGAUAAAUCAGGACGGACUAAACCCAAAGAGAAGAAGGAGAAUUGCAAGCAGCAAUAGUUUUCAACACAUUGUGAUGUUGGAGUGCAUUUAUAUAUACUGUAUAUAUUUUAUAACACUAAAUAUCAGCUGCAGAGCUCUCGUUACUUAUUGUAUUACUUUAAGGUUGAAGAUUACAAGAAUGAAGUUCUCUCUACCAGCCACCCCUACUAGCACUUUAGACCAGUGGAAGAAUGAAGAGAGAGAAUUGAGACAUUUUGCAAUAUUUCUUGAUUGAGUGAAUAAUGACAUCACUUUGGACUGGUGCUUUUUUUUUUAUAAUUUUUAAAGGGAAAAUGUAGGAUUAUUGAAGUAUUGCAUGAAUUCUUCAGUGUUAAUGAUACACUACCUUUUUUGUAAAUUAUAUUUGUAACUUUUAUUUGUUUUUAUUUAGUUAAACAGUGAGCAUCCAUCCAUUUUCUUUAACCGCUUUGUGUUGUCAUGUUGUUUGGUGGAGGCACGGUGGUGCAGUGGUUCGACUGUUGCCUCACAGGCACAGAGGGUUCUGGGUUCAAACCCACCAGCCAGCUUGGGUUUUCUUCCUUAAUUUGCAACCCUGAUAGAUUGAUUUAGAGUCAGUUUAGAGGUGCCAAUGAAGGGAUAAAUUCCAAGCUGGCUGUUGGGUUUCAACCCAGGAUCUGUGGCGCCACCGAAGAACAUCCAAAAUGUCAAACGACAAAACAAUAAUUACUCUGAUUACUAUAAUUACUAAGACUUCCACUUUCGGAGUGUCUGCCAACUUUGUGUCACAGCAGCUUGGCAGGGCUCUAGCCAUGUUUACAAGAGUACAAUGACAAUCAAAAGAACUUAUUUAACCCUUAUUAAAUGGGAAAACCCGUUUUAAAGGACGCUAACAAAAAAAAACAUGUUACAACAAUCAUCAAAGUAUGUGUAGGGAUGCACCGAUCUGACUUUUUCAGUCCAGAUACCGAUACCUUGGCUUUGGGUAUUGGCCGAUACAGAGUACCGAUCCGA
This is a messenger RNA of Sebastes umbrosus (honeycomb rockfish), 4223 nucleotides long. RefSeq names its product coiled-coil domain containing 187 (gene ccdc187). The record is from RefSeq and is a predicted model, not a curated record. The transcript is spliced from 12 exons. NCBI's taxonomy places the organism in Eukaryota, Metazoa, Chordata, Actinopteri, Perciformes, Sebastidae. Bases 750 to 3269 code for a protein of 839 amino acids.